This is a messenger RNA of Lodderomyces oxycetoniae, 1179 nucleotides long. RefSeq lists its product as uncharacterized. The transcript has a single exon. The coding region runs from base 1 to 1179 and encodes 392 amino acids. The record is from RefSeq and is a predicted model, not a curated record. Lineage: Eukaryota; Fungi; Ascomycota; Pichiomycetes; Serinales; Debaryomycetaceae.
AUGAAUAUCUUUUCUAAUGGACUUGCAACCUCCUUUUUCAAGCAUAGUGGUAAAUGGUUAUCGACUCCAUACGAAUAUCCUACAAAACCAUACUUGCAACUAGCAUUUACCUUGAGGAAUAUAUUGAUAUGGUUACUAAUUAUUAACAUCACCAAUUACUAUAUCUUAUCUGUCAAAUUGUACUUUGGCGAUAUCGAUGUUGUUGCAGUACUCGCCAAUACAAAUCGUCCCUAUGCUACUCAAUAUCUGGAGCAAGUGAGUAAAAGCUUGGAAGACAUCUUGAUUAACAUAUACGUAAGGAACGAAGCAAUAUAUUUGGAUAACAUGAAUUACACGACAAUUACUGUAACCCCUACUUUUGAGAUCAGAGAUGGGAGCAUACUGUCAAAUCUACAGGAAGGGUUUUUCACCAAUGUGCUAUUUAAAGAUACCGACAAGAGCAAAAUCCACACAUCCAUCAAACAAAAGCUUCCCGAUCGAUUUCCAGCAUUUCAUGUGGGACGAAAUAGAGCUAUAUCCGAGGAAUUUCUUAUAACACAUUUAGGAAGACUAUAUUUAGGAUCUAUCAAUGCCCCUCACACUGUUAACCAGGUGAGUCAAACAUUACAGCAUAUGCUGGUGGCAAAAUUUGGCAUGUUUAUCAUUUCAAUUGUUAUACUUGUGCUCAACUUAUCCAUCUUUUUCUACCCAAAAGUUCUAGUUUGGCACUAUGGCAGCCUUUUUGUGCUAUAUACGGUGAAUUUUACAAACUUGGCUUUCAUAUUGGUCAUUAUUAUUACCAGGCAGCUGCUAACUAGAAAUAGGGACUACCAAUUUGUAUUACUCAUGCUUGAAAUGGUUUCAAUAUUAGCUUUUAAUAUGAUAUUCUUCAACUCGCAUCAGGUCAUAAUGGAGAACUACCUUAUGGAGGUUUCAGCCACAUCCUCAGUGUACUCCGACACAGAUGUUAAGUCAAUGCAUACUAAACAAGAUACAGAGUAUCAACUUUCUACUGGUGACGGACUUUCUGGUCGCACUGCAACAAAAAAUUUAGCUGUUCCAAAAAAGGGAUCUCCCGUAGGAGAUUGCUUCGAUAACGAGGCUGGAAGUAGACGAUGCUUUACAGCUCCAAUCAAAAGUUCCACUAAUCUGUCAUAUUUAAGCGGGAAAUUAACAUCAAACUAUACACAAAAAUUUUGA